AUGGCGGACACUGGCAAGUCAGUGCGGUCGCCUCACAAGGCAGUCAAAACAAAGUCUGUUCGAUCAAACAAGGCACUCUCGACCGCUUCGCCAAACCAACAGACGGCGAUAUACCACGACUCAGAUGAUUCGGAUCAAGAACCUGUUCCCUUACCGCGUAGCCAUACGCCGGGUCACCUCGCAAGCAAGAGCAUCAAUGACAAGCGAAGGAAGCCGUCCGAUCUCGCUAUCCGGCAACGAUCGCAAUCCGCCUCUCAAGUGUCGAAUGCCAGCUCGAGCACAUAUGUAGCCAAAGCCUCUGUCGUUUCGAAUGGCUCUGCCGAGCCCACCGCCGAAGAUGAAGAAAAGGAGAAAAAGCGGCCGUCCGGGUCAAGAACCAAUUCUUCCAUGGGCGGCAGCAGUCGAAAAGCCCUGUCUUCCUCUGCCACAGCUCGCCAGACUACCAGAGUUACUCGACCUCCGCGAGGGCAACACGUACCUUUUCCGCCGUUGCCCGAUCCCAAAAAUGCGCCAGAUGUUGAGCCUGCCCCGGCGUCGGGCAUGUACUGGUCCAAGGCGUUUGUAUCUGGGUCGCCACACUCCAACCUCCGAGCUCACACGACAACGUUGAUUGGGUCCAAUGUCUACAUUUUUGGAGGCUGCGACUCACGAACAUGUUUCAACGCAGUUUACGUACUAGACGGCGAUGCGUUCUACUGGUCCGUACCGCACAUGGUCGGCGACAUCCCCAUGCCCCUCCGAGCGAUGACCUGUACCGCCGUGGGCAAGAAGCUCGUAGUGUUUGGCGGUGGCGACGGCCCGGCCUAUUACAAUGAUGUAUACGUUUUAGAUACCGUCAAUUUCCGAUGGACAAAACCUCGCAUAGUAGGAGACAAGGUCCCUUCAAAGCGAAGAGCCCACACUGCAUGCCUGUACAAGAAUGGCAUCUAUGUGUUUGGAGGCGGUGAUGGUGUCAGAGCACUAAACGACAUAUGGAGACUGGACGUUAGCGAUCCCACCAAAAUGUCAUGGAAACUCAUAUCCGGACCCGAAAAGUCAUCCUCCAGCUCAACCAAGGACUACCGUCCCAAAGCUCGUGGCUACCACACGGCCAAUAUGGUUGGCAGCAAGCUCAUUAUAUUCGGCGGCUCAGACGGCGGCGAGUGUUUCGACGACGUCUGGGUAUAUGACGUGGAAACGCACGUCUGGAAGGCAGUCUCCAUACCCGUCACAUACAGGCGUUUAUCGCACACGGCCACAAUCGUAGGCUCGUACCUAUUUGUGCUGGGGGGUCACGACGGAAACGAUUACUGCAACGAUGUGCUGUUGCUUAAUCUCGUGACGAUGACGUGGGACAAGCGGAAAGUAUACGGAAAACCACCCAGUGGGAGGGGAUAUCACGGCACAGUGCUUUAUGAUAGCAGGCUCUUGGUGAUUGGGGGCUUUGACGGGAGCGAGGUAUUUGGGGAUGUGACGAUUUUGGAGUUGGCGGUACAUGCGUAUUAUUCGCAGAUUAGUCAUUUUACGAUUGAAGUUUAA
Pochonia chlamydosporia 170 is the source of this 1518-nucleotide messenger RNA. Its product is annotated as galactose oxidase, central domain-containing protein. The transcript has a single exon. The record is from RefSeq and is a predicted model, not a curated record. Gene Ontology annotation, molecular function: protein binding. NCBI's taxonomy places the organism in Eukaryota, Fungi, Ascomycota, Sordariomycetes, Hypocreales, Clavicipitaceae. The coding region runs from base 1 to 1518 and encodes 505 amino acids.